ACUUAAGAACUCUGUUGCCAGACAUUCGAUGCAGGUUUGAGGAUGGUUUAUAUCCAUCUUGUCUCUUUCCUUUACUCAUGAAGAAGAAGAAGAAGUCAAGGAGCAGCAUCGGCGUCUAGGGGUAAUAAUGAUAAUAAUUAUUGGUAUUAUUAGCAGCGCUCCUGAAGUAACUAGGGAAGUGGUGCUGUACGACAUUUCGGCUGUCAUUCGCUACAGUCCCUCCCUUCUGCUUCUGAAGUCCAGAUAGAAGGACUCAGUCUGUACUUCAAUAAGUGCGAGCGAGCUUUUUUCGUCUAUAUAAUAUUUGAAAAAAAACUACAAAACAGCAGUUUGUGUCGCCGGUGAACUGGAAAGAAGAGAAACCAAACCAAUGGCUUCUGCCUCAGACACCUACCAGGCAUCCAGUCCCCUGGAGUGCGACAUCUGCUGUAAUGUGUUCAGUGAAGAUCACUGCCCGAGACUUCUCCUCUGUUCACAUACAGUAUGUGGACGUUGUAUUGAUGAGCUCAUCUCAGUCCAAAAGAAAGAAUGUCCUGUGUGCAGGACACUCUUCGUAGCCGAGUCGGCGGAGGAUGUGGUGAUUAACAGAAACCUCCUUGAUGCUGCAAAGCAACUUGCAUCCAAUCAUCAAGAAUCAAAUUCUUCGACCAGUGCUCCAAAGAUAAAAUCUAUUCUGGAGUUUACUGAGGAUGUCAUCAGAAGAGACAUCAUUGACCUCCAGGCAACAGAGGCAGAGAUCAGGAGCCGCAUUAGAGGUUACACCAAGAUGAAAGAGGCCAUCCUUAAGAGCAACAAAGGAAUUGCUAGACAUAUACAGGUGAUGAAAGAGAUGCAGCUCUCCAAUGAAAAGACUUUGGGCACAAUUAAACAAAACAUCAAACUGAUGAACACUCGGCUGGAUUCCAUGCUUCAAGAGAAAGUCAAACUCUGCGAUGUCAAGGCCCAGCUGAGAGCAGCCCCAAACUUUGCUUCAGCAGGAGCUACCAUAGGUGAAGCAGGAGAAAUUCUUCAAGGGGCUGAACAGAGAGUGAACGAAAUUAAGCAACUUCUUCAGGAGAAUGAUAAACGAAGAGACGACAUGAGGCAGGUGAGUUCUCUCCCUCUUAUGACUGGUUCCUUCUUAUCUAACCUGUACUCAUGAAAGGAUCACUCAUCU
Messenger RNA from Macrobrachium nipponense, 1156 nucleotides. RefSeq lists its product as uncharacterized. Lineage: Eukaryota; Metazoa; Arthropoda; Malacostraca; Decapoda; Palaemonidae. Gene Ontology annotation, molecular function: ubiquitin protein ligase activity. The record is from RefSeq and is a predicted model, not a curated record. The coding region runs from base 371 to 1141 and encodes 256 amino acids. The transcript is spliced from 2 exons. Gene Ontology annotation, biological process: protein ubiquitination.